CGUUGUGUAUCGCGGUAUACAUAUACAUAGAGUCAAGUGAGCCCUGCAUCAGACGUUUCAACUGGACAGGCCAGGUGAAGACUAGUAAUAUUGUUCUUUACCCAAAUCGUGUUUGUGAAGAUGUUCCUACAGCUCUGCAUACGUUUCCUCCAGCGCAUCUUUGCAACUGUCCUGGCCUGGAUCGGUGUGCGAGGACAGCAGGUGCACGGCGCAUCACAGUUCUCUUCUACAGAAAAAGUCAAUCCAGCUCCAAUCAAGGUGGUGAACAAUGUUAUUUCUCAAGCUGCGGCAACUCCAAGCAGUGUUAAUUAUCAUUUUACCCGACAGUGCAAUUAUAAGUGCGGUUUUUGUUUCCACACUGCAAAAACGUCUUUUGUCCUACCUAUUGAGGAAGCAAAGAGAGGUUUACAGCUUCUGAAGGAAUCAGGACUGGAAAAAAUAAACUUUUCUGGCGGAGAACCUUUCAUACACGACAGAGGUGAUUUCUUGGGGAAAUUAGUCCAAUACUGCAAACACGACCUCCAGCUCCCAAGUGUCAGUAUUGUCAGCAAUGGCAGCAUGAUCAGAGAAAAGUGGUUCCAAACAUAUGGCGAAUACCUGGACAUUCUGGCCAUUUCCUGUGACAGCUUUGACGAGGACACCAACCAGACUAUUGGCAGAGCCCAGGGCAGGAAGAGCCACCUGGACAACCUUUUCAAGGUCCGUGACUGGUGCCGGAAGUACAAGGUGGCGUUCAAAAUCAACUCUGUGAUCAACACCUUCAAUGUGGAUGAAGACAUGAGAGAAAACAUCACCAAACUCAACCCUGUACGCUGGAAGGUGUUCCAGUGUCUGCUGAUCGAUGGCGAGAACGCUGGGGAGAACAGUCUGAGGGAGGCAGAAAGAUUUCUCAUCAGUGAUCAGCAGUUUCAGGACUUCCUGGAAAGGCACAGCAGCAUUAGCUGCCUGGUACCAGAGUCCAAUCAGAAGAUGAGAGAUUCCUACCUCAUUCUGGAUGAAUAUAUGCGUUUCCUGGAUUGCCGAGAGGGGAGGAAAGAUCCAUCCAAGUCCAUCCUUGAUGUUGGCGUGGAAGAGGCCAUUCAGUUCAGUGGCUUUGACGAGAAGAUGUUCCUAAAGAGAGGAGGGAAAUAUGUGUGGAGCAAAGCUGACAUGCGGCUCGAUUGGUGAUCCACACAUUAUAAUCAGUUAUUGCUACACUUCUGUAUGUAUUUUCGGUAUGUUUUUUUAUAAGAAAUUGUUUCCACCUGUAUAACUGCACUUUACACUUAAAUAUUUAUGAUAUUCUAAAAGUUAUGUUGGAAUCUUUUACUGCUAUACCUUGAGGCGUUUGUGUACUGUACCUUUAAUUAGUAGUAAAAUUACACAACACAGCUACUCUACAGGGACAACUAUUUAAUCACUCACUAUCCCACAAGAUAAUAACUUUUUGUGUGCCCCGUUUUGUUUGAAUUUUCUUAUAUACCUUGUUAUCAAAAUUUGUUUAUAUUUUCUAUUCACCAACCAAGAGGCUUAUUUGCACUUUCAUGUAGCAUUUGGAAUUUAGCACUUUGAUUGAAGUGUAAGAAAUGUAUGAAUUGCAGUGUGUUACAUCUCUCUGUGUUUGUAAUGUAUCUCAAAUAAAUACAAAAAUAUGACAUUGGA
This is a messenger RNA of Oncorhynchus masou masou (cherry salmon), 1641 nucleotides long. Its product is annotated as S-adenosylmethionine-dependent nucleotide dehydratase RSAD2. The record is from RefSeq and is a predicted model, not a curated record. Gene Ontology annotation, cellular component: endoplasmic reticulum membrane; lipid droplet; mitochondrion. Gene Ontology annotation, molecular function: 4 iron, 4 sulfur cluster binding; catalytic activity. Bases 121 to 1167 code for a protein of 348 amino acids. The transcript has 6 exons. NCBI's taxonomy places the organism in Eukaryota, Metazoa, Chordata, Actinopteri, Salmoniformes, Salmonidae. Gene Ontology annotation, biological process: defense response to virus; positive regulation of immune response.